Zophobas morio is the source of this 4656-nucleotide messenger RNA. RefSeq lists its product as uncharacterized. Gene Ontology annotation, cellular component: nucleus. NCBI's taxonomy places the organism in Eukaryota, Metazoa, Arthropoda, Insecta, Coleoptera, Tenebrionidae. The coding region runs from base 591 to 2924 and encodes 777 amino acids. The record is from RefSeq and is a predicted model, not a curated record. Gene Ontology annotation, biological process: regulation of transcription by RNA polymerase II. The transcript has 3 exons.
UGUAGAAAACCGGGUCCGCCAUUGUUAGAAGUCGGCUGUUUUAUGGCCGUGCCUUUGCCCAAAUCGUUAAAAAAUUCGCGGAAAAAGCCUCCACCGUUUGAAUAAGGAGUGUUUAUAAUGAUUUGAGGCCCCCCGGAGUCGAACCGGCCGUCCCAACGCCAUCACGGUGUGCCAAAAGUUGAACAGUCAACGUUGUAACAGUGUGUUAUUUUCCAAACAUCGAUUCAGGCUUUCGAAAUUGUGCGGUUCCCUAAUUGCCCCCAAUAAUCACUUGAGGACCCCGACACAAAACGUCAUAAAUUCCUUUCUGUGUGCCGCGUCCACGACAAAGUGGUCAAGAGGGGCGAUCCGACCCAAACACUCGCAAGAAUCCAUAAAUUGUGAUUUAUUAAUUAUUAAUUAUUGUGACAGCUACGAGCUCGGGCCGUGUUGGGCGCCCCAAAACGCCCAGAUUUUUACAAAAGGAUCCAUCGCCCGGGAUACAGAUCGUUUAAUUUUACUCAACUAGGAUUUAUGUUUAUAUCAAAAUACGAUUGAUCGCUACUAUGCCACCAGACUGAGACAGAACUCUCAUUCGUGCAUCUGUCAAAAUGUCGGGAGGUCCUCCCCAUCAUCCCCACAGUAGGCAACCGCCUCCAUCGAAUGCUGCGUGGAAUCACCUACAAGUACCAAAUUAUUUCCCGACGAGACAACCUCAACACGCUCACAUGUCCAACGAACAUUCCCUUCUCCACCAGCCGACGUGGCACACUCCCACAACGGAGCCGAUGAAAACCAUGCCACACUCGCACAUCUUCAGCCUCGAACAGAUGCUAUCGGAGAGACAGUUCCCGCGCCACGCCCCCGGAGUAGACCUAUCCGUCACGCGAAACGGCAGCCAAAACGGCGAAAUACUCACGAGUCCCAUAAGUUUAAGUGUGCGCGAUACCAAUAAAAUAAACAGUUUGCCCGUCAGUGCGCUCGACAUCCAACCCGUGGAAGUGGGCCCCGCCGCGAUCAAGCCCGUUAGCCCGGGCCUGAAGUCGAUCAGCCCGGGCCUGAGCUCCGACGCGAAGAAGCGCUCGAGUAAACGCGUCGAUUCGAUCCUGGAAAGACUCAACCCGAAUCUCGAAAAACCGACCGAAAGCGAAAAGGACAGUGACGAGAAACCGGCCAAUCGGAGUGUGAUCGUGCAAGCCGCGAGUUCGCAAGACGAAAACAGUAACUCUAGCAGUAUCCUCAACGUACCUACUCCUACUAACGUUAGAGACGACGAUGUCGUCUCGCCUUACAGCAACGAGGACAGCUUGGACAGCAACAAGUCGCGAAGGAAAAGAAAACCGAGCAAAACGGUGCGCGUUCCCAAGGAGGAGGAGAAGAUCAUCUUGCCGGACCAAAGCAGCAACCAGCCGGAGAUUAAGAAGGACGACAAUAAAUCAAACGCGGAGGUUAGCGAAGAGAAGAAGAUACCCGAAAGGCGAAGAUCGUUGGAUGAUGCUGUGGAAGAGGUGCCGGCGAAAACUCGAAGGAAAACGUCGUCGGAGUCUGAAACUAUAGAUAACAUAGCAGCUAUGGUGCAGGAGGGGUUGAAGACGAAGCCCACUGAAAUCUUGACGGUUCCCGAAGAAAAGCCAGACUCGAAACCGAUUUCGGUUAGUGUUAUCAAGACGAAGGAGAACCUGCAAGAGACUCUUACGAGUGAAACUAGCGAUUUGAGUAACAGUUCGAAUAACGUGACGACUACAGCCCAAAAGAAAAUGAGCAACACACAAUUUGUUGAAGUCGAAAACAAGUUGGAGGAGAUGUUUGCGGGCAUCGAGGAUUCGAGCGAUCCUCUCAAAAUCGAUACCGAGGGAAAAAUGGAGGAUUUAUCUAAAUUAGAAGAUAACCCUGCAUCGACGAGCCAAGACAACGUCACGUCAACGUCAAACGAUCUGACCGUAGUCAAAAAAUCGCCGAAGAAAGGCAAAAGGAAGCAGCGGAGGACACAGUCUAGACGAAACAGCGAUAUCUCGACCGAAUCCACGCCGAAGAAAAAGGCAGCGAAAAAAGCGGGCAAGGCCGCUCUAAAAUCGUCGAAACUAAAAAAGAACUCAAAAAUCGAAGCGAUGAAGGACGUUUACGCUUACGACUCGGGAAGUAAUGCCAGUUCGAGUAAAUCUCGCGGUCCCUUCAUCCAAAUCAGAGGCCCUAGAGACUCGCCGCUAUCGGUUAGUGUUAUAAACACACCGACUAACGACGACGAUCCCGACAAGAAGACGCACAAAACGAAGAAGUUCCACGACGACAGCGAGUACAGGCAUAAAGUCCGGACUAAAGGCCUUCAUUGCAGUACCUUGAGUAACCAGUACGACGCUCAAACGAAAGACGCUUCGUGGAUUUGUGCGUUUUGCAAAAGGGGACCUCAUGCCACGGAACUGACAGGGCCGACGAUCAACAACAGCGUGCCGGCUCCCGGAGACCUCUUCGGUCCGUACUUCAUCACGACGAACUCGCCCGAAUUCGAACGUCGCCUGGACGACCCCUACGAUAAACAGUUUAAAAGUAAGAAAAUCGCGAGGACUCUCGACAGUAACGCCGUUAACGUCGUCAAAGUUACCGGGAAGAAGAAGCGAAAACAUUCGCUGGACUUGAAAGGGGACGAGGAGGUUUAUUUGGGUAUUACGGACACAGGAAACGGUACUUUCGAGAUCUGGGCGCACGAGGAUUGUAUCGUCUGGUCGGCGGGGGUGUACUUGGUGGGGCCGAAAAUCGUGGGCCUGGAAGAGGCGGUGUGGACUAGUUGUAACGUGAUUUGCGCCAAGUGUCAUAUCAAGGGGGCUAAUAUAUGCUGUCUGAAAAGGGGGUGCAUGAACGUAACGCACGUGUGCUGUGCACAGUUCAAUAACUGGCAGUUUGAUGAAGAGAACUACAAGACUUACUGUCCUGAACACAGGGUUCUGUAACAUACCAUUUGUGAUCUAUUUUAUAUGGGUUAGUUUGACUUUUUUACUUUUCGAUUUUUCUCUCUUUAUAUAGUUGCUAUUUUGUAAAAUUGGACACAUGACAUUUUACAGUGGUCACGUUGGUAUUAUUAAAACAGGUGCUAGUUGUUCAAAGAACGGCCUAGAGAUUUUAUUUAUUGACCGAUCUUCACUGGAAAAUUUAUAAUAGGACUUGUUUCAUCGUGAAAACUAUCGUAUGUGUAAGAUAUUAGGUACUCGUAUAGAUUUUCCAGUAUUGUAUUUUUUUCAUUUUACUUUUUAUAAUUAUUUUUAUAUCAUGGCGAUUGGACGUAAUUACAAAAUAGCAAUGAACUUUACUUAAAUUCAAUUUGUACCUAUUAAUUGUAUAAAAAUGGAUGUUCCAUUAGAAAGAUUUGAUUUCAUGAGUUCUAUUUAGUAACUAGUUGUUUAUAGAACGAUAGUAUAAAUGAAAGGAAAAUGUAAAAUAUGUCUUAAAAUACGCUUAUUUUUUGUAAAAAAUGAAAAAUUUUAAAAAUACUCUCAUUUUUAAAUGUAUACCCUGUAUCACGUUAAUCGUAGUAAUAAUUAAAUACCGAAAAGUGUACAUUAUGUAAAUAGCAAAAUUUAUGUUUUGGGCAAAAGUAUUUAAUAAAAUUAAUUAAACAUUCUCUUUUUGAAAAUUAUUACGUGUGAUAAAGUAGUGUUUUUUGUACAAAACUAAAAUUGGAAUUAAAAGUGCCGCUAGGCGCAUGCGUCGACCCUUGUCAGAAGCACAUUACAACUAAAUAACGUUAAUUUUAAUGACAAACGUAUUAUACACGAAUAAAUUUUGGAAUUUAUAAUAUGCGGUACACACGGAAACGUUGCAAUCUAAUUUUAUUAGUUUGAAAGUGUUGAUUAUAGUUCGAAGACAGAUUUAUUAAUCAUCAUCAAGAAAAAUCAUAGCUACAGACUUUUCAGGUUAAGGAAGAAGUUUACAAGAACUUGCGAGGAACAGAAAAAAGAGAAGUAGUAACACGAGUAUGAUCUUUUAAUAAAUAAUGCUUAAUUGUUUUCUAUGCCUUUGAAUUACAUCUUGCAUAACUAUUUUUAUCUACCCCAUCUAGAAAUAGAGGGAGUUUUUUUUCUGCUUCAAUUAAAAUGCUUAGUUGUCACGACACGGUAUAAUUUUGAAAGCUAAAAUUUACACAAUUAACAUCUUUUGUAAAGCUAUAUAUGUAUCAGAAGCUCUUUUAAAAAUUUAAAGCUAUACUGUGUUGAUAAUAUAGUAAUAAACAAGUGAAGAGAGUAUCACUGUUAUUUACUAUAAACCUUUGGCGUCUUAUUUAGUGCAAUUAUAAAAAUAAAUGGUCAAAAAUAUGUGUUAAGGUACCGUUUAAGUAUCUGCCUGCUCGCAAGAAUAUUGUCUUGAUUUCGUGUGAUACUUUGCGUUCUAAAAAACCAAAAUUAAUGUGUUUUUGUGAUGUUAUUAUGCCGUGUAUUUAGAACCGCAUUUCUUGGGAGACUUUAAACACAAUAGAAGUGCAAUAUCACCACAAAUAGAUAUUCUGUUGAAAGAACCAACAUACUUAUUUAAGAUAUUACGGUUUUUGACAAAUGAUUAUUUGCAAUAGACACCCUUACUUUUCAACAAAUAGGUAGAAUUAAGAGUCAUGUGAUGACGUUCUUUUUAUUGCUAGUGGUAUAAACUAAUUUUAGAUAAGUAUAAAACUCGGGAAUCAAUAUAGUAUAG